CCCCCGCGCUGCGAGAAAAUGGCGGCGGCGCUCGGCGUUGGCGUGAGGGCCGCGCCACUGCUUGGGGAAGGCCGCAGGCCCCGCCAGGCCGCUCCGCCGCGCCGGGAAGGGCCCGAGGAGCCAGGAGAGGCGCCCCCGCCGCCGCCCACCCUCCAGCCCGAGCGAGAUUUCAUAUUCAGAGCACCCAUAACAUUAAGCAAGCCUGGAGAGCUUCGUGAAGAAUAUAAAAGCCAGCUGCGAAAGUUGAGAAGUGACCGCUUUCAAGAGGAGAGGACACCUGAGGAUCUUCUUCACAAGCUGAUUGUAGAAGAAGCUGAUGCAGGGAGGAGGAAGGCAGACGAGCCGAAGAAAGAGGAGUCCUUUACAGUCAGAAUGACCCAAGAGCAGUUUCCGGAAUGCCUCUCUGAUUCUGAGAAUGAGGAGCCCUUUCAAGACAAGUCUGUGCACCGGUCAGCUUUUGUCUCCAAGGGAAGCACCUUCUCAGGCGCGUUGCUGGCAGGAAACUUGAGCUCUAAAGUAGAAAGGAGCCAGAGUUGCAACGACACCCUUCAGGAAAGAUCGAAGAGCCGGCAGAGAUCAGCUCCUGUCAGAACCAAGGUGAACCUGUUGGUGAGUGCCUCUACCCCACUGAUGGGCGUCCUCUCCUCCACCUGGAAUAGCCGCUGCCUCUCUGCCCCUGACUUGACCACAGACAAGCGCCUUGUCCUCGGUGCGGCCACUGCAGCCUCUUCGCUCUCCCUCCUCCCAAAGCCCGAGCGGUCCAUCAGCCCCGAGAGCAACGACAGCAUCUCCGAGGAGCUCAACCAUUUCAAGCCCAUCGUCUGCUCGCCCUGCACGCCUCCCAAACGUCUUCCCGACGGCCGCGUCCUGAGUCCUUUGAUUAUCAAGUCCACUCCCAGGAAUCUGACCCGAAGCCUGCAGAAGCCCACCACCUACGAAGCGAGUCCCCGGAUUCUGAAGAAAUGGGAGCAAAUCUUCCAGGAGCGCCAGAUCAAAAAGACUCUCUCCAAAGCGACCCUGACGUCCGUCGUCCCUGAAACGGGGGAAGAAUUUGCAGUUCCGAGGGCAAAUCCGCUGAUCAAGGACCCGCCGGCUGAAUCAGACCGUUUCCCUUCCAAGACAGACUCCUCUUGCAGUUUUAGGAGAGGCUUAGGCACAGGGACUGCUGGUCCAGCAAGACCCAACAAGAACCCUCUCAACACCAGGAUUUCGGAGAUCUCGGACACAAAAUCGGCCCUGUGCCUGGCUGGCUCUUGCCUGAACAUCGAUGCGCAAAUGGUUCCCCGAAAAGUCAUCAGGAUCAACGCAGCAUUUCCGGAGAACGGGGCCCGAGGCCGGUCCCUCAAGGCAGCCGGGGGAAAGAAGAAGAAGCAGCAGCAGCUGAAGUACCUGAAUGAGAGCGAACUGACCCACUUCCCAAACGGCCUGUGCCUCGAGAGAGCCGUGGGCGAGGAUGGCCCAUCGUUGAGGCGAGGGCGGAAGAGGCAGUGCAAAAUGAAGCACCUGGAGCAGGCCGGCUCCGUCAAGAGACUGAGGCAGGCGGCCUGCAAUGCAGGGCUAGCGGCUCCCGAACUCCUGCGGAGGAAGAGGAGGAGGAUGGAGAGGAAGGUCCAGCAGGAGGAGGAGGACCGGCGCCUGGCCCUGCAGCUCCAGCGGAAGUUUGACAGCGAGAACCGGACUGUGGCCCGGCAGAGAGGGCGAGCCGACCAGUAUUUCCUGCGGUCCAAGAGCACCACGACGGGCGCCAAGUAGCACUUAAGCGAACAACAGCGUUGCCUUUUCUAGAAUAAUGUGAGGUUGAGAUAAAAGAAAGAUCUGGGAAAGUGGAAGGGCUGCUCUCUUACUCUCUCCUUCCGCCCACCCUAUCUGCAUUUCCCUUUGGAGGGGAAGGGGAGCGUCAAUGCCUGGGCCUCUCUCGCUCUUCCCACAUAAGCCAUGCUUCAUCCUGAGUAUGCUUUUGAGACAAAAACUAAUCCUUCUCAAGAGUAGUCCGUCCAGAUCCAGAAGGACACCCGCCCAAGGCAGGCACUUCCUAAGGUCUGGUUUAUGGCCCAAAUUUUGGGAGUAGACCUCACUUUGGAUCCGCUGUUUUUGUCUGUUUCAAAUCACAAAAGCAACCGUAAAUUGAAAGAGGGGGUCAGGUCCGGCCACUGGAGUUUUAGAAGCACAUAAAUAUAUUUCAAUAACCAUGCAUUAUUGAGCAUUCAGACAUAAGGACAGCUUCUUAUUCUGAAACUCAACCCAUCACCACUUUGCAGAGAGAAUAUGCAACAAGGGGGUGGAGUGGCUGUUCAGCCAGUGCGAGCAUUCCUUCCAGCUCCUCUCUGAGUGUUCUUCCAAGCUUGUCCAAACAUGUCCUUAAGUUAGAGGACCCCAAUGCAGGAGGAGACCAUGAUCAAGGCGCAAGGCAGCUCAAGGUGCAGAACUAGAGACGGAGAGGGAAACAUGCUCCCCUCUUGCUCUCCUCCUCCUCCACCCUGCUCUUCCUUUGGGUUAACUCAGACUUCAGCCACGCUCUUAGUAGGCCAGACCGACUGGAGAUAUUAGCUAGCAGUGCAAGUUCCAAUAUUACUCUGGGAACAGGAUAGAUGCGGAGCCCCGGUGGCGUAGCAGGUUAAACUGCUGAAUUGCAGAACUUCCUCACCAGAAGUUUGGCAUUUCAGAUCCAGGGAGUGGGGUGAGCUCCUGCUGUUUGCCCCAGCUUCUGCCAACCUAGCAGUUCAAAAACAUGCAAAUGUGAGUAGAUCAAUAGGUACCGCUUUGGCAGGAAGGUAAUGGCACUCCAUGCAGUCAUCCUGGCCACAUGACCUUGCAGUUGCCUAUGGACAAUGGAGAUGAGCACCACUCCUUGCAGAGUCAGACACAACUAGACUUAUAAUCAAGGGGAAACCUUUACCUUUAUAUAGUGUGAAUGGAAUGGCUGUCCCAGCCAGUGAGAAAACACCUUCCAACUCCUGUCAGUCUCCAGUUUUUUUAAGAUUGCACAGUUUGAAUGCGGUCCCUUCUCCAGCACAGAGAAACCGUCCUUUUCGUAACCAUUUUGAGCGAAAUGUCCAGUGGUGUCGAAUGGCCACUUAUCCUCUAAAGGGUGGAGGCAUGUCUUCCAAAGUAUUUCUAAGCCUACAUUUAUUUGUGUGGCUUUUGUGACUCUGGGCCUUUCUCCGGUCUUCCUGGUGGGAAUUCUCGAGUGGAAAUGUGUUUUGAGUCCUGGAAGGUGGCCACUUGGGUCACCCAGCUGCAGGCCCAACAUGGAAGGAGUGUGUUUGUCUACGCUCUUGGAGUAAAAGUGGUGUGAUGGAUCAGUGUCUUGAUACUUCAAAAGCAAACAAAUAACAUUACAAGUAAAUUAGGGGGCACUGAAUGCAGGAGAUGGGGUGGAAAUCAAGGGGUGCCAGUGCAGGGGCCGCCCAGGGGCACAUUAGACCUUGCGAGAGGGAUGAAGCAAGCUCUGAAGGUGUCAGGAAGCCAUGAGGCUGUGAUCUUGUCUUCCUUUUAUCACAGGCUGGUGGGGAUGAGGAAUGAGACACACUACAAGUUAGAGUUAGGGAGACUAAUAAACACCCCCAGGCCUCCUCUUGUCUCUAGAGGGGUCUUUAACCAGGGCUGUUGAAUAUUGCACACUUUGAACCAUGUUCUUCCUUGUGGGGACAGCCCCGAUAUCCAGCAGAGAGACCUUUGGGGAUAUGCGUUACUUGCGCAAGUCUGCAUUGGCCAUGCAAGCUAUUGAAUGUAUUAAAGGCCUUUGUGAAGAAGCACGGGCCUUGAACUAUUGCCGUUUGUUUACUAAGGGUUUCUCAAACACCCCAAGAGGUUUGCCUCAGUAGUUGCCCACACGAUGAGCAUAAAAUGUGCCCAGUGUCUGUGUAUUUCUUGCCUCGUGGUCCUGUUCACAACGUGGCCCUUGCUUCCUCUUUUCCUUUGCCGAAAUCCGCUGCUACUGAUAUCCGUGAAUAUCCAGCUUUCCGCAUAUCGGCUCAUAUCUGCAAAAGUUGAUUGUUUUUCAAAAUGGGGUUCUGCUUAUGACUCAGUGGGAUGGUCAAAGCGGGGAGGGGGCUACUGUUUUAUGACAUGUAUCCAACCAUGGAAAGGUAUUUGGACCAUAAGGGGUGGGUGGGGGAUUUUGAAUGUCUGAAACUGCCAAAGACACAAGCAGAGACUCCGACUCUCUGAGUUUCCUGCAUCAAGUUCUAUAUUGGAUCGGUCGACGGUGGGCUUCCAAGAAGAAAUGAAGCGAAAAGUGCCAAAAGAUUGAUUGGACUCUUGUACAAUGAUUGUAUUGCAUUUUUGUUACGUGCGCAGCAGUGUUUUGUUUUAUCCAGAGACAUUGUGAGGCUGCUGUCUUGUCUUGGAGGACGGGCAAAGCUUUGUCACAGUGCUCUCAGCAAAAGCAAAAGGGAGAGGAACGUCCAAGCCUUAAAGACUGCCUCCUGCAUGUUUGUAACGAACAGGACUGGCCUUUGGCGGUUGCCCACAGCUCUUUGGAUUGUGGCCACAUCAUUGUUUCCUUGAGGGAAGAUGCUGCCCUUCCAAAGGACCAUCUAACAGUGGGUUGUUGUGAGUUUUCCGGGCUGUCUGGCCAUGUUCCAGAAGCAUUCUCUCCUGCUGUUUCACCUGCAUCUAUGGCAGGCAUCCUCAGAGGUUGUGAGGUCUGUUGUAAACUAGGCAAGUGGGGCUUAUAUAUCUGUGGAAUGAUGUCCAGGGUGGGAGAGAGAGAACUCUUGUCUGUUUAAGGUAUUUAUUUUUAUUUCUCACCCCACAGGGGACUCAGGGUGGAUUACAAUGUACAUAUACAUGGCCAACAUUCAAUGCCAUAGACACACAACAUAUAUAGAAGACACUGUGCUGUCGCACGCUGGGCCUGUGCAUGUGACUGUAGACAGGACAUAAAUUCUGUGUGCCCAACGGGACGCCGGGGCUGCCUCAGAUUAAAGGCCUUUGGAUUUCCCCAAAACAAAGUUCUGUAGAGGCUUAAAGUAAGUCCAACAAAGUUCUUUAUUGAUGAAAACAAACAGAUACUUUAAAGCUUUCUUAACAGUCUAUUGGCUCUUGCAAUCUUGUCCACUGGGAACAGGCACUAUCUUCAUAAUGGUAUACUAACUAAUGGGGAAAUCCUUAACUUCUAAUCUGGGCAGUCUGUACUUGCCUAUGUUGGCGUGGAGCCCCUGUACCAACUGCAUCUGGCUUCCGCGAGUGACCCUUACCAAGCAGAGCUUUGUAGACUUCCAGGGGAAAAGAAGGAGUUCAGGUUUAGGUGAUGGCUGGCUGAAGUCCUUCAGCAAAGGAGCUGUAAGGCUGUAUGAUCCUCGGCCAAGCUGUGGGCUGUAUAACCCCGGCCAAGCCGUAGAAGACGAAGCUUUCUACAGGAGCUCUUGGUAUUAUGUCCUGUAUGGAAGGCUUCUCUGUGUGGACUGAACUCAAAAAGGCUCCUAUUCCCUCCAAAAACCCAAAAAGGGGGCGGGACCAGGGAACCUAACUAUAAUUGACAGGUGGCUUGCCCUAUGAUUGCAGCCAAAAGAAGCCACCUAUCUGCAGAGUCCCUUAAACUUAGGACUAUAACAAACAUUAGAUGCAAAGCAAACAAAAUUGGAGCUCCUGGUGCAGUUGUACCUGCACAGACACACAGAGGCUAUUUAACAUUCCGGCGUUUUUCAUGAGGGUAUUCUGGCCACCAGGGGAGCUGUCGCUUCACCAUCCAUUUGUGACACUGAUGAAGUACUUUCUUAUUCUUUGCAUGCUUGCUGGAGAUUUUAUGGCAUUGUAAAUAAGCCUUACUGCAUAAGCGGUACCUAAAUUUCCUAUGACAAAUGCAACUGUCUUUCGGGCUGCAAAAGUCGACAGCAAGCUACACAAAUUGGUCGGAAGCUCACUCCAACCCAGGCUGGCUUCGAACUCAUGACCUUUUGGUCAGUAGUGAUCUUAAUGCAGCUGACUCCCAGCCAGCUGCGCCACAAUCCCAGUAGGUGUGAAUGUUUCAAUUGCCACCUUGAUUAGCAUUCAAUGGCCUAGAACAGGGGUCCCCAAAUUAAGGCCCGUGGGCCGGAUGCAGCCCUCCAAGGUCAUUUAUCUGCCCCCUGCCCUAAACUUUAGGACUUAGGUUUGCAAUAAGUCUGAAAUUAAUUGAAGGCACACCACAACAAUCCUAAUUAACUUGACUAUUUCAUCAUCCAAAAGUAGGCCCACACUUCCCAUUAAAAAAUGGGGAAGUUUAUGUUGGUGAAAAUUGAUAAUAGAUAAGAUAUGUGCAGUGUGUAUAGGAAUCAGUUCAUUUUUUUUCCAAACUAUAGUUUGGAAACUAUAGUUUGCAAAUUAUAUCAGACCGCAAAAGUCUGAGGAACUGGGAGCCGACCCCUCACUUAAAAAUUUGAAAACUUCUGGAUGUUUCAAGGUGGUGUGUCUUACUGCCUGGGGGAAUCCUUUGUUGGGAGGUGAUUAGCUGGCCCUGAAUCAUAGAAUCAGAGUGGGAAGAGACCUCGUGGGCCAUCCAGUCCAACCUCAUUCUGCCAAGAAGCAGGAAAAUUGCAUUCAAAUCCCCCCCGACAGAUGGCCAUCCAGCCUCUGUUUAAAAGCUUCCAAAGAAGAAGCCUCUACCACACGCCGGGGCAGAGAGUUCCAUGGCUCAACAGCUCCCACAGUCAGGAAGUUCUUCCUAAUGUUCAGAUAGAAUCAGUGUGAAUGAAAUGUGUUCAUUAUAGAAAAGGAUGAUGUACUGCAUUUCAUCGCAUUAUAGUCACACUUUGGCUCCCUUUUUCAUCGAAGGAUUGUGCGACUAUUACACAAGGAAAAAAAUCAGGGCCAGCUAAUCACCUCCCAACAAAGGCAGUAAGAAGCCACACCCUGAAACUUCUAGGCCAUUCAAUGCUAAUGAAGGUGGCCAAUUGAAACAUCCACACCUACCUCCAACAGACAAGAGUUCUUUCUCCCAACGGAUGUCCCAGUUCUCAAACACUGUGCUCAUUUUGGAAAAAUGCUGCACUCGCAGAGCUCAGGUGGUGGUGUAUUUCAAUUUCAAGCAGAAAUUGAAAUACACCACAUAAAUGCCACCACAUAAUCAUUGCAUCUGCCAUUUUGGGGGUGGCAAACAUCAGUAUUUCUGUGUUCCUCGCAUAAAAGAGUUCUUUCUCCCACUCUGGACAUUCCACGGAUAUAUAAACCCCACUUGCCUAGUUUCCAACAGACCUCAGGAUGCCUGCUAUAGAUGCAGGCGAAAUGUCAGGAGAGAAUGCUUCUGGAACAUGGCCAUACAGUCCGGAAAACUCACAACAACCCAGUGAUUCUGGCCAUGAAAGCCUUCGACAAGACAUUGACCAUAUAAGAGCCUCACAAGGUGACAUUCCUUGCCCAAGCUCUGAAUGUGGAUGUGAAUAUCCCUCAAAAUGCAAGUUUGGUUUGAGGUUUCUUGGCGAAGAUCAGAACUGCACUACUGCUGACCAAAUUGGCCCUUCCGUCUUUCUCCACGUUGUAUUAUUGGCAUCCAGUGGGAAACAUUCUUCCUUCUGCAGCUAUUUCAAAACAACUGGUUUAGAAAUAGCUUGCUGCUCACUAUGCAAACGGACAGCAACACAUUUUUGGUUACGGCCGGUGGGAUUUUGCGUCCGGCUGGUUUCUCUGGUGUCGAGGCAGCCCCAAGGGGAUGUAAAACAAUAGUGAUGGCUGUAUUCCGUCCCUUCCCCAACUUCCUUCCACCUCGGUAUGCUUCAAAUACUCCUGUGCUUUCGUGCGUAUCCUUGGCUCCUCGGUAUUUGAGAACCAGCGCCGUACAAAACAAAAGCGUCAUUUUUUGAGAUCACAACUGAAUCACUGUGGCUUCGUCAGAUUUUUUUCCCCAUAAAGACAGAAUCUGUUUACCGAGAGGAA
Anolis sagrei ordinatus is the source of this 7854-nucleotide messenger RNA. It is a transcript of the gene RNF169, whose product is annotated as ring finger protein 169. Gene Ontology annotation, biological process: double-strand break repair. The record is from RefSeq and is a predicted model, not a curated record. Gene Ontology annotation, molecular function: ubiquitin-protein transferase activity; nucleosome binding. Gene Ontology annotation, cellular component: site of double-strand break; nucleus. NCBI's taxonomy places the organism in Eukaryota, Metazoa, Chordata, Lepidosauria, Squamata, Anolidae.